AAAUAGCGACCUGACCGCCCGUUCUCUCCCACACAACCAAAAAUCUCUCUCGCCCACACGCUCUGUCCAAGCGCUCGCUAAGCUUCAAGGAACUAGCCAAGGAAGAAAAGAAAAGAUUGUUUUGGUGUUUGGCUUCUGGGAAAGUUUGAGAGAGAGAGAGAGAGAGAUAGAUAAUGGCGUCGUCGACCAGGGUAGAUCUGGACGGAAACCCAAUUAAGCCAUUGACGAUUUGCAUGAUCGGAGCCGGUGGGUUCAUUGGGUCCCAUCUAUGUGAGAAGCUCUUGGCCGAAACCCCACAUAAGAUUCUGGCUCUGGAUGUUUACAACGACAAGAUCAAGCACCUCCUUGAGCCCGAGCAUGGUUCUCCCACUUUGGCCGAUCGAAUCCAGUUCCACCGUAUCAAUAUCAAGCACGACUCUCGUCUCGAGGGUCUCAUCAAGAUGUCCGAUCUGACGAUUAAUCUUGCGGCGAUCUGUACUCCGGCGGACUACAAUACUCGCCCGCUCGAUACCAUUUACAGCAACUUCAUCGAUGCGCUUCCUGUGGUGAAGUAUUGUUCGGAAAACAACAAGAGGCUCAUUCACUUUUCUACUUGUGAAGUAUACGGAAAAACCAUUGGAAGCUUUCUUCCUAAAGAUAGUCCUCUUCGUCAGGAUCCUGAAUACUAUGUUCUUAAAGAAGAUGCCUCCCCCUGCAUUUUUGGCCCUAUUGAGAAGCAGAGAUGGUCAUAUGCAUGUGCAAAGCAAUUGAUUGAAAGGCUGAUUUAUGCUGAGGGUGCAGAGAAUGGUCUUGAGUUUACCAUUGUGAGACCUUUUAACUGGAUCGGUCCUAGAAUGGAUUUCAUACCUGGAAUUGAUGGUCCAAGUGAAGGUGUUCCGAGGGUUCUGGCAUGUUUUAGUAAUAAUCUCCUACGCCGAGAACCACUCAAACUUGUGGAUGGUGGCCAGUCUCAGAGAACUUUUAUUUACAUCAAAGAUGCAAUUGAAGCUGUUCAGUUGAUGAUUGAAAAUCCUGCUAGGGCCAAUGGUCAUAUCUUCAACGUGGGCAACCCUAACAAUGAAGUUACAGUUAAGCAGCUUGCUGAAAUGAUGACUGAGGUUUAUUCGAAGGUAAGUAGUGAAACUCCACUAGAGGUACCCACCAUAGAUGUUAGCUCCAAAGAAUUCUAUGGUGUGGGAUACGAUGACAGUGACAAGAGAAUUCCCGACAUGACCAUCAUUAAUAAGCAGCUUGGCUGGAACCCAAAGACAUCACUUUGGGACUUGCUUGAGUCAACCCUCACCUAUCAGCAUAGAACAUAUUCGGAGGCUGUUAAGAAGGCGACUUCUAAACCAGCCUCGACCAGCUAAACAGUGGUUCGGUCAUGGAUGGCACUUUAAAAAAGGGAUUCUUCUGCUUAGGUGUGCUGCAGUUCAGCAGGUGUUCGUUCCAAUUCAAUCUAUAGGGAUGUCUUUAAAGGUAUAUUAAUGGUGGAUUCGAAUAUACUCUACAUUUUUUUUUUUUUUAUUUUGGGCCGCCUUUUUUUGUUCUUUCGGUGCUUCCGGUGUCGCUGGUCGAUAGUUCACUGUAGAGCUCAGAGUGUUUGGGAGAUAAUCUUCUCUGUCUGGACAGGGUUUAUAGACUCGGUUAGGGAUGAACAAUAUGGUAUUACUGUAAUUUGUUUCUCAGAGCUUUGGCUAGGACAUGCUGGGGGGCCAUUAUACGAGGAAAGCUGUUGUCUGUUCUUUAGGUGCUUUGCUUGCUCCAUUAUUUUGUUAAAGGCUGUGUUGUAUUAAUUAGUUUUUGACCCUCUCAGACAGGCCUUUGUCUUAUUUUUCCUAAUUUAUUAUUAUUUAUUAAAUUUUAAGCAUCCAUAUAA
Ziziphus jujuba (common jujube) is the source of this 1858-nucleotide messenger RNA. RefSeq names its product UDP-D-apiose/UDP-D-xylose synthase 2. The record is from RefSeq and is a predicted model, not a curated record. Gene Ontology annotation, molecular function: carboxy-lyase activity. Bases 174 to 1349 code for a protein of 391 amino acids. The transcript has 9 exons. NCBI's taxonomy places the organism in Eukaryota, Viridiplantae, Streptophyta, Magnoliopsida, Rosales, Rhamnaceae.